UUCUGAAUUGAAUUCAAAACAAAUUCAAAAAAAUUCAAACGGCGGUCUUGCAGCAAGACUCCUGCUUGAUGUUCAAGUAGGAGGGGAGAGAGGAGAGAGGAGAGAGAUCCUGUCGUCGGCCGGUGUACGAAUCCUAUGCGAUCGAGAAAGAAGAGAAAAACUGCGAAUUCUUGCUGCAAUUUCUCGUCGGAUCUCCUGCUCCAAUCUAUUGUUCCUCAAGAAAGUCUGUGCCCUUCGUCUUUCUUACAACGCACUCCACGGCCCCACUCCCACCCCAAUCGACAGCACGUCUGUCUCCAUCUAAACCCUAACCUCCACACUAACCCUCCCGGAUCUAGGUUUCCCCUCUCUUAAACGAUGCACUUGAGGAAUCAGAACAAACCCCCCAUGACCCCAGCGUACAAUACUUCUGGAAAUCCCUCAAAUAAGGGCGAGGUUUUGGAGGAUUUGCGAAUAGAUAAGAGGCGGAAGAUCGGGGGAGAGAAGAUGGUGGGUCAAGCGGCAUAUACGCGCUCUCGCGCACCUCAGUCGGUACAUGCUAUACCUGGGAGUAGGGUUGCUGUGCCAGCUUCGGAAAGCUCUAAUGGAGAUAGCACUGGAGGCCUGCUCGAGUUUAAGUCGAGAGAAGAUGUGGAGAAGUUGUUGGCUGAAAAGCUAAAUCCCAAGAAUAGAAAUGAUGACAAGGGAAGGAACAAAGAGUUGCGGGAUAUCAUAAAAAAGUUCAAGGCCUGCAUCAAUUGGUACAUGGGGCUCGAAGAUGGAUAUUUGGCUGAGCAGGAGAAGCUUCGUGGCAUGAUAGAAUCAGAACAAAGAAGGCAUUCUGAGAUUGAGGCCCAUAUGAGUUGCAAGAUUGAUGAGCUAACUUUGUUGAAUGGGGAACAUCAGAAACAUGUGGUCUCUUUGGAGGAAAGACUUAGGAAGGAAGAGGCGGAUAAAAUGGCUGCUAUUGAAUCUUACGAGAAAGAGGCUGAGGCAAAAAUUGCUUCUGAAAACUUGCGUUCUGGUCUGUUGGAAGAGCUGGAGAAAGCCACUCAAGAGAUUAAAUAUCUUAAUGAUCAGAUAAAAAUGGUGCAAGAGACAAACAAACGGUUGCAAGAAUAUAAUACCAGUCUGCAACAAUAUAAUAGCAACCUUCAAGCUGAUGCUGUGAAGAACGGUGAUACUAUAACCAAGUUGCAAAAGGAUAAGACUGCUAUGAUGGAGACUCUCGCAGGCUUAAGGGAUCAAUCCAGUUCGCUUAAGAAUCAACUUGAUACUAUUAGGUCAUCUCAACAAGAAGCAAUUAAACAAAGAGAAGAAUUCAGAAAGGAAGUAGGAUGUCUCAGAACGGAAUUACAACAAGUCAGGGUUGAUCGUGAUCAACAACUAGAGCACGUUCAAUGCAUGGUCGUGGAGCUUAAGAAGUAUGAGGAACUUCAUGGAAAGUCCAGUAGGGAAAUGAAUAUUGCUCUUACAAAGACUUCUGCACUAGAGGAGACAUGCUCUUCUCAACAAGAUCAAAUAAAAAGUCUACAAUAUCAGCUAGCCGCUGCAAAUGAGAAGCUCAAGAGGGCUGACUUGACAUCCAUUGAGAUCAUCCAAGAAAAUGAAACUAAUAAAAAGUUGGUUAGUGAGCUGCAAAGUCAUGUGAUUGAUUUGGAGUACCAACUUGUUGAAGCAGAGAAGCUUCGGAAGAAGCUACAUAACACCAUUUUGGAGUUAAAAGGAAACAUUCGAGUGUUCUGUAGAGUACGGCCUGUUUUACCUGAUAUUGACUAUAGGGGAGAUGAUGGAAUAGUUGUGUCGUAUCCAACAAGCGUUGAAUGUCUUGGACGUGGCAUUGACUUGAUGCACAAUGCUCAAAACCAUUCCUUUACUUUUGACAAAGUAUUUGGUCAUGAGGCAUCACAAGAGGAUGUAUUUUUUGAAAUCUCACAGCUUGUACAAAGCGCACUUGAUGGCUAUAAAGUUUGUAUUUUUGCCUAUGGACAAACUGGUUCAGGAAAAACUUAUACCAUGAUGGGAAAACCAGAAGCUCACGAGCAGAAAGGAUUAAUACCAAGAUCCUUGGAACAAAUCUUUGAGACUAGUCAAGCCCUGAAAUACCAGGGGUGGAAAUACAAAAUGCAGGCAUCAAUGCUGGAGAUAUACAAUGAAACAAUCCGUGAUUUAUUAUCUCCGAAUCGAUGUGGUAGCACUGAUGCAACACAUGCUAACAAGCAAUAUUCGAUAAAGCAUGAUUCAACUGGCAACACGCUUGUGUCUGACCUUACCGUGGUUGAUGUAUGCAGCAUAAACGAAGUCUCUUUCCUUCUUAAUCAAGCAGCACAGAGCAGAUCUGUUGGAAAGACACAAAUGAAUGAACAGUCAUCAAGGAGUCAUUUUGUAUUCACCCUACGAAUAUCAGGAAUGAAUGACGCCACAGAGCAACAGGUUCAAGGUAUUUUGAACCUAAUAGAUCUUGCUGGAAGUGAACGUCUUGCCAAAAGUGGCUCAACUGGUGAUAGGUUAAAGGAGACUCAGGCCAUCAACAAAAGCUUGUCUUGUUUGAGUGAUGUGAUAUUUGCAAUUGCAAAGAAGGAGGAUCAUGUCCCUUAUAGAAACUCAAAACUGACCUACCUUCUACAGCCUUGUCUCGGGGGUGAUUCGAAAACUUUGAUGUUUGUCAACAUCUCCCCAGAGGCUUCAUCAGCCAAUGAAUCCAUCUGCUCGCUCCGGUUUGCUGCUCGUGUCAAUGCUUGCGAGAUUGGAGUUCCUCGCCGCCAUACGCAGAUGAGGCCAUUGGAUUCUAGAUUAAGCUAUGGAUGACAAUAACGAUUUCAUUCUCAGCACAAUGUAUUAUUUACUCACACUCAUACUUGGAACCAAUUUAUGGUGAUAAAAUGUAUGCCAUAGAUUUGGAUUUUUUCAUUGUCUGAUGGAUGAGCUUGUAACUGAGGAUCAGAGGAUUAUCCCUUAAUGCCUGUAACAUUUGCUCUCUUCUCAUCAAAUUUGUACUGCAUAUAUAUCAUGUAUUGAUAAUCGGUGUGCUUGACCUGUUUCUUUAUACUUAUCAGAGGUUUUUUUAGCA
Dendrobium catenatum is the source of this 3049-nucleotide messenger RNA. RefSeq names its product kinesin-like protein KIN-14H. Bases 358 to 2787 code for a protein of 809 amino acids. The transcript is spliced from 17 exons. The record is from RefSeq and is a predicted model, not a curated record. Gene Ontology annotation, molecular function: microtubule motor activity; ATP binding; microtubule binding. Gene Ontology annotation, biological process: microtubule-based movement. Lineage: Eukaryota; Viridiplantae; Streptophyta; Magnoliopsida; Asparagales; Orchidaceae.